GCUAUUUAAACGUCGUUGAAGCCGAUUCCACCGCACGACGAUCGCAAAAAAUCCCCCUUUCUCUCCGACGAUCCAUCUCGAUCGUCUUCCGAAACCCUGAACCUCCGAUCGAAGGAAUUCUUUGUGAAAGCUUCGAGGUUUCUCUCUACAAGGCCCAAUUUUUUUGAUCGCCGGUGAGGCACGAAGAAGCACUUGCGGGAUAGAAUUUGAGGCGAGAUGGUUUUGCAUCUAGACCUCAACUCCCUUCCAGUAGAGAGCCAUCCCUCAGAGGGGACUUCCGCUGUUUAUAACCCCUGCCAUGCUACUGGACCACAACAAGGAUCUUGCACCCAACCAAUUCCUUUGAUUGAUGCGGAUGAAUUAGAGGAUGAAGUUGUUGCUCUUUCGUCAUCAAUAGAUUUUUCCACGGGGAGGAGUCGUACCAAAAGGACCCGACCAGUGAUAGUGAUAUUAGAUGAUGAUCUGGAGUUAAAUAUGAGAAAUUCAGUCAUUGUAGGGGAACAAGUUGCAAGCUCAUCCUUGUUUGCUUGCAAGAGACCAUUUAGAAGUUCUAAUAGCAGGACAAGUAUUGACAGGGAUCCUUACAUCGAUUUAGAGGAUGGACAUGAUGCUAAGGUUAAUUUGACCAGUGAUCCUCCAAUUUACAUAUGGUACUGGCUUCGGUCAGAUGUUGGCAAGAAACUUUAGCUCAAUGCUAACUAUGAAUUAAUGUAAAAUCAGAAAACAAGACGUUUUUGUCAUGCUAAGACUUUGCGACAGAUAUUGUAGUCUUAUAGUGCACUUGUCAGCAAUCUUUCAUCGGUAAGUGUUUUCAUCGGUAUGUGUUCUUACUAGUUGAUCCUCCACUCCCGAAAUCUCCAUCUUUAUGUUAGAUAUUGGCUGAGGCUAUUCACUAAAGAUUUUGAUAACUUCCUGCAGUGAUGACAGUCGUAGAAUUUGGUUAACGGGAAAAUCAGUUAUGCAAUUAAGCUCUUGAAACUGAUUGGUAGUGCUUGAAAGCCCACUUUUAGUCUGGAAUCUGGAACUUUAUUCAUCCUCAUUGUCAAACUGCUCAUGUCCUAACUAUUUGUGAAUCUUUUCCCUCUAUUGAGUUCUAUGCAAAUCUCAAGCACUUUUUUCUGGAAAA
Messenger RNA from Zingiber officinale, 1126 nucleotides. RefSeq names its product E3 ubiquitin-protein ligase RNF4-like. Lineage: Eukaryota; Viridiplantae; Streptophyta; Magnoliopsida; Zingiberales; Zingiberaceae. The transcript is spliced from 5 exons. Bases 217 to 687 code for a protein of 156 amino acids. The record is from RefSeq and is a predicted model, not a curated record.